UUGAAGGAACUAAAACUGCCAUAAAAUUAUUGCAAUCAACACGACGCAAUUUGAAUAAGUAGGUGUUCGAAUUUUACAGUAGUUAGAGGAAAAAUGAUUUCCUUUUGGUACUUCAUUGUUUUGCUCUUCAAAAUGGUAUCUGGAGAAAAAUCUUGCGAAUGCAACUCUGAACUGGAUCCAAUAUGUGCUUCAGACGGGAAAGUUUAUAAAAAUCAAUGCGAAUUUAACUGUAUUAACUUAGCUUCGAAUGAAACUUUGAAGGAAAAACCACGAUUUUUCUGCGUGGAAAGAUGUAUGGUACCUCUGAUAUAUUCUCCAGUAUGUGGAACAAAUGGAAAAACGUAUGUAAACAAAUAUUCAGCUGAAUGUGAUCAAUGGGCUUAUCCAGAGAUUGGAUUAGAAUUUGUGCCAGCCAAUAAGCUCCCAGGAGAUUCUUUUCUCCCUGAGUAUGAGGAAUGCAGGUACGACUGCCAAUGUCCAAGGAGAUGGAAAAAUAUCGUUGUGUGUUCUUCGUUAGGACAAGUAUUUAAAGAUGGCUGUGAAUUCUAUUGUGCCAAAUACUACUGGUAUACGAAACUGAAUGUAAGAGAGGCAAAACAUGAAUUUUGUGGUUUAUUCAACGUUGUUGCAAAAAAAAUUGAAAAAUUCCUACUUUCUUGAAUACCUGUAGUUAUUACAGUUGAAAAACUUCCUGUGGAUUUUAAAUCCCAUUUUAAUUUCGUCAAAAUUUGAUGAAACUCAUCUGUAAUUUCCAUCUAUAAAUUUUAUUUGUUACACAUUUGUCUGCUUAUUGAACCUCACUUCACAUAAUAUAUGAGGCUAAUUUGUCGAACCAAAUCAACUUUUCAUUUUUAUCUUCAAAAUCAGCUAUAAAAAGCCGAAAAAUAAAUGAUGAUUCAUCUAUCGACAAUAAAAACUAGUUUGUUUAAAUUCAUUUCCAGAAUAUUAAUAAUUGCUUCUGUUCAUGAAUUUCAUGCAAUU
Coccinella septempunctata (seven-spotted ladybird) is the source of this 981-nucleotide messenger RNA. RefSeq names its product serine protease inhibitor dipetalogastin-like. The record is from RefSeq and is a predicted model, not a curated record. Gene Ontology annotation, molecular function: protein binding. Bases 94 to 660 code for a protein of 188 amino acids. Lineage: Eukaryota; Metazoa; Arthropoda; Insecta; Coleoptera; Coccinellidae. The transcript has a single exon.